Molecule: messenger RNA, 1858 nt
Organism: Eruca vesicaria subsp. sativa (arugula)
Lineage: Eukaryota; Viridiplantae; Streptophyta; Magnoliopsida; Brassicales; Brassicaceae
Source: the annotation of a GenBank genome assembly
UUAAACCCUCGUAGAGCGACGCUGCUGGUCCGAGUCUAAAACUCUCUAUAGCCUGCGACUUUGACUGUCUCUGUCUGUCUCUGUCUGUCUCUCAUCUUCUCUUUCCCAAAACUUUUCCGACAUGUCGUUGUGUACAGUCAACUUCCAUCCUUCAUCUUCUUCCAUCAAUCUCUUCUGCAACAACAACAGCAACUCACCUAAACCCUUUCUCAACUCUCUCGUUUUCUCCACCUCUUCUGUUUCUUCUUCCUUUGUUGCUCCUCUCAGAUUCUCUACCGCCAAUCACUCCCUUACCUCUCGUUUAUCUUCGAACAGCAUCCAAAGACGCCAACUUUGGCUCCGCUGCGUCUCCACUGAGUCCAACCCAUCUACUUCUGUUGUUCCCGGCGGCGCUGAAGAGGAAGUGGUUGUUCUUGUAAUCGGUGGAGGAGGGAGAGAACACGCACUUUGUCACGCACUGAAACGCUCUCCUUCAUGUGGUUCUGUGUUAUGUGCACCUGGAAACCCCGGUAUAACAAGUUCCGGAGAUGCUACUUGCGUACCUGACCUUGACAUAUCAGACAGUUCAGCUGUCAUCUCUUUCUGUCGAAAACAGAAUGUGGGGUUAGUGGUUGUUGGUCCUGAAGUGCCUCUUGUUGCUGGUCUCGCCAACGACCUGGUUAACGCCGGUAUCCUCACUUUUGGACCUUCUUCUCAAGCUGCUGCUUUGGAAGGUUCUAAGAACUUUAUGAAGAAUCUUUGUCACAAGUACAAUAUCCCUACUGCUAAGUAUAAAACAUUUUCAGAUGCGUCAGCUGCUAAAGAAUACAUUAAAGAGCAAGGUGUACCAAUCGUGAUCAAAGCAGACGGGUUAGCAGCGGGAAAAGGAGUCACUGUUGCAAUGGAACUAGAGGAGGCUUAUGAAGCUGUUGACUCGAUGCUGGUCAAAGGUGUGUUUGGUUCUGCAGGAUGUCAGGUGAUUGUGGAGGAGUUUCUUGAGGGAGAAGAAGCUUCCUUUUUCGCACUUGUGGAUGGAGAAAACGCCAUUCCUCUUGAAUCUGCUCAGGACCACAAGAGGGUUGGAGAUGGAGAUACAGGUCCUAACACAGGAGGAAUGGGAGCUUAUUCUCCUGCUCCGGUUUUGACCAAGGAGCUGCAAGAUGUGGUGAUGGAGUCUAUAAUUCACCCUACCGUUAAAGGAAUGGCUGAAGAAGGAUGUAAGUUUGUUGGUGUUCUGUUUGCUGGUCUCAUGAUUGAGAAGAAGUCCGGUUUACCUAAGCUGAUUGAGUUCAAUGUCCGGUUUGGAGAUCCAGAAUGUCAGGUACUGAUGAUGCGUCUAGAGUCUGACCUCGCCAAGGUAUUGCUAGCAGCUUGUAAAGGCGAGCUAAACGGUGUGUCACUUGAUUGGUCAAAAGAUUCAGCAAUGGUGGUUGUAAUGGCAAGCAAAGGUUAUCCUGGUGCUUACGAGAAAGGCUCAAUCAUCAGAAACCUUGAAGAAGCUGAAACAGUUGCUCCAGGAGUGAAGGUUUUUCAUGCAGGAACAGAUGUUGAUUCAGAAGGGAAUGUUGUAGCGAGUGGAGGACGUGUUCUUGGGGUCACAGCGAAGGGUAAAGAUUUAGAGGAGGCGCGUGAAAGAGCGUAUAUGGCAGUUCAAGAGAUCAAAUGGCCUGGAGGCUUCUUUAGGCGUGAUAUUGGUUGGAGAGCGCUUCGUCAGAAACAAGUAGCUACAAAAGAGUGAGUGAAGAGAGAGACUUUUGUUGUAAUGUCUUCUAAACGAGUGAACAUUGAAAAAAUCACUUUAAGCUGUUAAGAGAUCAUUCAAAAUAACUUUCUUUUCAUUAAAAAUUUAAAGGAUGUUUAGUUUCAUCAAUUAUAUUCC